Messenger RNA from Erinaceus europaeus (western European hedgehog), 261 nucleotides. Its product is annotated as beta-defensin 109-like. Gene Ontology annotation, biological process: defense response to bacterium; cell chemotaxis. The transcript has 2 exons. The coding region runs from base 1 to 261 and encodes 86 amino acids. NCBI's taxonomy places the organism in Eukaryota, Metazoa, Chordata, Mammalia, Eulipotyphla, Erinaceidae. Gene Ontology annotation, molecular function: chemoattractant activity; CCR6 chemokine receptor binding. The record is from RefSeq and is a predicted model, not a curated record.
AUGAGUCUUCACUGGUUUCUUCUCACUCUUCUCCUUAUGACUCUCUUACCUCAAGUAAGAAGUGGUCUUGGCGCUGCUGAAAGCCAUUGUAUCAAUAUAUCUGGAAUUUGCAGACGAGACACUUGCAAAGUAAAUGAAGAUAUUAUUGCUGGCUGUAGAAGACGGUACAAAUGCUGUCGAGCCUGGUGGAUUCUUUUACCAAUUCCAACACCUCUUACAUACUCAGAGUACCAAGAACCCCUGAAGCCUAAAUUAAAAUGA